Molecule: messenger RNA, 2637 nt
Organism: Sebastes umbrosus (honeycomb rockfish)
Lineage: Eukaryota; Metazoa; Chordata; Actinopteri; Perciformes; Sebastidae
Product: E3 ubiquitin-protein ligase TRIM21-like
Exons: 2
Coding region: 25-1665 (546 amino acids)
Molecular function (GO): zinc ion binding; protein binding
Source: RefSeq, a predicted model, not a curated record
CAGACUCAAAUACUGUGUGUAGACAUGGCUGCUGCCAGCAAUCUGCAAUCUGAAGAUCAGUUUCUUUGCUCCAUCUGUCUGGAUGUGUUCACUGAUCCAGUCAGUACACCAUGUGGACACAACUUCUGCAAAAACUGCAUCACUGAACACUGGAAUACUAGUGACAGGUGCCAGUGUCCGCUGUGUAAAGAGGCUUUUACCACAAGACCUGAUUUGAGGGUCAACACUUUGUUCUCUGAGAUGGUUGCUCAGUUCAGACAGUCAGCUCAACAGAAAACCAGCAGUAGCAGCUCAGAGCAACAAGUGUCCAAACCAGGAGAAGUUCCCUGUGACGUCUGCACUGGAACCAAACUGAAGGCCCUGAAGUCCUGCCUGGUGUGUCUGGCCUCCUACUGUGAGACUCACCUGGAGCCUCAUCUGACAAUGUCAGGCCUGAAAAGACAUCAGCUGAUCGACCCUGUGAAGAACCUGGAAGACAGGAUGUGUACGAAGCACGAUAAACCUCUGGAGAUGUUCUGUAAGACAGACCAGACAUGUGUCUGCAUGCUCUGCCCCAUUUUUGACCACAAGACACAUGAGUUUGUUCCUCUGAUAGAAGAAUAUAAAGAAAAGAAGGCCGAGCUGGGGAAGACAGAGGCUGAAAUCCAGCAGAUGAUCCAGAAGAGACGACUGAAGAUUCAGGAGAUCAAACACUCAGUUGACCUCAGUGAGGAAGAUGCAGACAGAGAGAUAGCAGAAGGUGUUCAUGUCUUCACUGCUCUGAAGGAGUCUGUUGAGAGAGGCCAGGCCAAUCUCAUCAACACGAUCAAAGAGAAGCAGAAAACAACAGAAAAACAGGCCGAAGCUUUCAUCAAAGAGCUGGAACAGGAAAUCUCUGAGCUGACGAAGAGAAGGACUGAAGUGGAGCAGCUCUCACACUCUGAAGACCAACUCCAUCUUCUCCAGAGUGUCCAGUCCCUGAAAGCUGCUCCACCCACCAAGGACUGGACAGAGGUCAGCGUCCGUCCAUCAUAUGAGGGGACUGUGGUGAAAGCUGUGGCUCAGCUGGAGGAGACACUCAGUAAAGAGAUUAAGAAGCUGCUUGAAGAUGAGCUGACGAGGGUCCAGCAGUAUGCAGUAGAUGUGACACUUGAUCCUGAUACAGCUCAUCCUAAACUCAUCCUGUCUGAUGAUGGGAAACAAGUGAAUGAUAGUGAUGUGAGGAAGAAUCUGCCAGACAACUCAAAGAGAUUUUCUAAGUAUUUAUGUGUUUUGGGAAAGCAGAGUUUCUCUUCAGGCAGAUUUUACUUUGAGGUUCAAGUUAAAGGAAAGACUAACUGGUGUUUAGGAGUGGCCAGAGAGUCGAUCAAAAGGAAGGGAAACAUCACACUGACACCUAAGGAUGGUAACUGGACUAUAUGUUUGAGAAAUGGAAAUGAGUACAAAGCUGCUACUAGCCCUUCAGUCAGUCUCUCUCUGAAGUCUCAGCCUCAGAAGGUUGGGGUGUUUGUGGAUUAUGAGGAAGGUCUGGUCUCCUUUUAUGACGUAGAUGCUGCAGCUCUUAUCUACUCCUUUACUGGCUGCUGCUUCACUGAGAAACUCUUCCCAUACUUUGGUCCUUGUUCUAAUGAUGGUGGUAAAAACUCUGCCCCUCUGAUCAUCUCUCCUGUCAAUCAAGCUGAGUAGACUGAUGAUAUUUAAAUGAAAAGGUUCACUGUCGUAUAACAGAACAAAUAUACAUAUUCAGUGGAAAUAUACAAUAUAAACCUGUUGUCUUCAGAGUUAAUCUUCAGGGCUGUUUUUCUGACACCAUGAAAAGUUGACUGUUUAGAGAUACGUAGUUCUCACAGGACAGCGACGCUACAAACAUAUGAUGAUCUUAUAGACCAUGACGCAUUGCUGUAGAUUAAUCUAGCCAACAGUAUGUAAAUGAGUUAAAAUUAGCACAACCUUAAACAUCUUCAGCCGUAAUAUGCAGCAAACACAUUAAUGCAGCAGUAAUAUUAAUCCAGAAACAUCAGAUAUAAUAGUAACACACUGACAGGGAACAUUUUACUGCACAAUCAACACUUUUACUUUUCAUACGUUAAGUACAUUUUUCUGAUAAAGACAACUACUCAGUUUCAAAAAGUUACUCUUGUGUACUCUUUCUGUGAGCAAUUAAGAGCUGAAUGAAUUAGUUAAUUAAUAUAUCGAUCAACAGAAAAAUUAAUCUGCAAAUAUUAAUCAAUUAAUUGUUUAUGUGAUUUUUUAAAGCAAAAAUGUCAAAUAUUCACAGAUUCCAGCCUCUCAAAUGUGAAUAUUUGCUGGUUUCUGGGUCUUCUAUCAUAUUAAACAAAAUAUUGUUGGAUUAUUAUAAAUCAUAAUGGGCAUUUGUGACUUCUUUUUCAGAUAUUUUAUGCACCAAGAGAUUAAUCAAUAAUGAAAAUAAUUGUUAGUUGCAUUAUUAGAGUUUUAAUUCUGUUUUAUAGGCAUACAUCUUUUUAGCUGUUGUUGGGUUUUAAACAUUUAAUUAUCAUUAAGUGAAUGAUUAAUGGUCUAUAUUUUUAAUAGUUAUUCAGUCAUCUGGUUAUUGAGUUUUAAUUUCUAAUAUGCAUUUAUGUUGUUAUUCAUUUAAUCAGUCAUCACUGCAAUAAAAUCCUGUGCAGAAGAAGAAAC